Fusarium verticillioides 7600 is the source of this 534-nucleotide messenger RNA. RefSeq lists its product as hypothetical. The transcript is spliced from 3 exons. Lineage: Eukaryota; Fungi; Ascomycota; Sordariomycetes; Hypocreales; Nectriaceae. The record is from RefSeq and is a predicted model, not a curated record. Bases 1 to 534 code for a protein of 177 amino acids.
AUGGAAGGGAGUACGAGGGGGUAUCUCCAACUAACACGGGAUAUACUCACGAUGAGGAAGGAGCGGAGGGUGAAGGGUGUGAGUGGGAACGGAAGUUGGGAAGGUGGGAAUGGGUCGAGGGAAUCCCAGAUCUUGGAGGCGCGAGCGAGCGACGAAGGACGGACGGUACCUAGACACACAAAGGGAACCCAGAAGGGACAAGGGACGAGGGUGUGUGAAGGGAAGGAAGCCCAGGCCAGGGUGCGGCAGGAGGUUCCUGGCCAUAUCGCGUUCCAACGAUGCCUUUUCUUCCCAAUCAAGGCUUUGUUGGCUGUUUCAGCGCUCAAAAACGCCGUCCUGAUACAGGGCCCCGAAAACUCAUGUGGCGGACCCACUAGCGACGACAUCCGGCCGGUGCCCCCAUUACCGAGAAUCACAUCGUCAAUGUCCACAAAAGCAGCAUCCACUGUCAAGAACAAAGAAGAUGUCGGUUUGGAAGAGAGGCUCUGUGUCGGCACGCGGUCAAUGUGGCGUCUGGGUCUAGUCGAACUCUAA